Messenger RNA from Notothenia coriiceps (black rockcod), 2550 nucleotides. It is a transcript of the gene alox5a, whose product is annotated as arachidonate 5-lipoxygenase a. Bases 310 to 2334 code for a protein of 674 amino acids. NCBI's taxonomy places the organism in Eukaryota, Metazoa, Chordata, Actinopteri, Perciformes, Nototheniidae. The transcript has 14 exons. The record is from RefSeq and is a predicted model, not a curated record. Gene Ontology annotation, biological process: lipid oxidation. Gene Ontology annotation, molecular function: iron ion binding; oxidoreductase activity, acting on single donors with incorporation of molecular oxygen, incorporation of two atoms of oxygen; protein binding.
ACACCUUUCCCUGCACCAACAUUCAUGUCGGUGCUCCAGAAAUCCAAGCUGAUAACGCAUCUAGAAAGGAGUCGUAUUUGAUUCUGACAUCAUUUUAUAGUAUGCAGGUGGAGAUCCGUUUUGUGCACCUCCCUCUUCUGCCUGAUUACACAUGUUCUGUUGGUGAAAGAGAUAUGGGGAGAAGAGAGAAGUGAACAUCAGUGACACAAUAACAGCAAAGAGAAGUGUGCAAACCUCAGGGGCUUUGGUUGUGGUACUUUUCUGCAGAUUUCUUAGUCUCCAGAGAGCCUUUGGACCUGUGUGACCGCCAUGCCUUCCUACACGGUGACAGUUUCCACGGGCAGCCAGUGGUUUGCAGGGACAGAUGAUUAUAUCUACAUCACUCUGGUGGGCACGGAGAGAUGCAGCGAGAGAACGCUGCUGGACAAACCUCUGUACAAUGACUUUGAGAGAGGGGCGGUGGACUCCUAUGACGUGAGGGUGGAUGAGAACCUGGGAGAGAUUGUGUUGGUGAAGAUUGAGAAGAAAAGGUACUGGGUGCAGGAUGACUGGUACUGCAAGUACGUCACAGUGAAGACCCCCGGUGGAGACUAUCUGGAGUUCCCCUGCUUCCGCUGGCUGGUGGAUGACAAGGAGGUGGUGCUGCGGGAUGCAAGAGCACACCUGCCUCAGGAUGAUAAGACCAGCCUGGUGAAGCAGCACAGACAGAAAGAGCUGGAAAGGAGGCGAAAGACCUACAGGUGGAAGGAGUGGCAGCCAGGCAUUCCUAUGAGCAUAGAUGCUAACAGACACAAAGACCUGCCGCGGGACAUCCAGUUUGACACUGAGAAGGGAGUGGACUUCGUACUGAACUACAGUAAGGCAAUAGAGAACCUGUGUGUGAACCAGUUCAUGCACAUGUUCCAGUCCUCUUGGAGUGACUUCGCUGACUUUGAGAAGAUCUUUGUGAGAAUCAAAAACACAAUCUCAGAGUAUGUGAUGAAACACUGGAAGGAGGACUUCAUGUUUGGAUACCAGUUUCUGAACGGCUGCAACCCCGUAGUAAUCAAAAAGUGCACCAAAAUCCCCGAGAAGUUUCCGGUCACUGAUGAGAUGGUUAAUGUGAGCCUGGAGAGAGAGAUGACUCUGGAGGAGGAAAUAGAGGCAGGAAACAUCUACAUAGCGGACUACGAGGUGUUGGAGGGCAUCACUGCUAACUGCACUGACCCGUGCACGCUGCAGUACAUCGCUGCUCCCAUGUGUCUGCUCUACAAGAACGCUCAGAAGAAGAUCAUGCCCAUAGCCAUACAGCUCGGGCAGACCCCAGGUGAUGACAGCCCGAUCUUCCUGCCCACUGACGCUAAGUACGACUGGCUGCUGGCUAAGAUCUGGGUACGCUCCGCUGACUUCCAGUACCACCAGAACAUCACACACCUGCUCCGGACUCACCUGAUCACAGAGGUGUUUGCUAUCGCCAUGUACCGGCAGCUCCCUGCUGUUCACCCUGUGUACAAGCUGCUUAUGCCACACAUUCGUUUUACCAUCGCUAUCAACACCAAGGCCAGAGAGCAGCUCAUCUGUGAGUGUGGCAUCUUUGACAAGGCGAAUGCUACAGGUGGAGGGGGUCACGUCCAGCUGAUCCAGAAGGGUGUGAAGUCUCUGACCUUCAGGUCUCUGUGCUUCCCUGACAUCAUCAAGGCGCGCGGCCUGGACAACAAGGAGGAGCUUCCCACAUACUUCUACAGAGACGACGGCAACAGGGUGUGGGAGGCGACCAAGAGUUUUGUGUCAGAUGUGGUCCAUAUUUACUACACCAGCGAUGAGACCCUGCAGGAGGAUGAAGAAAUCCAGGCAUUCAUUAAAGAUGUGUGCAGCUUCGGGAUGCAGGACUUCGAUUACUGUGAGUUUCCCAAGUCCCUGAAGACCCGCGAGGACCUGUCAGAGUAUCUGACCGCCAUUGUGUUCACCGCUUCAGCCCAGCAUGCAGCCGUAAACUUUGGACAGUACGACUGGUAUUCCUGGAUCCCCAACGCUCCGUCUACCAUGAGGAGGCCCCCGCCCAACAAGAAGGGCAUUACAGAUGUGAAUUGGAUCAUCCAUAGCCUUCCUGAUCGUGGACGCUCCAGCUGGCACCUGGGGGCUGUGUGGGCCCUCAGUCAGUACCAGGAGUGCGAGCUGUACCUGGGCUCGUAUCCUGACGAGCACUUCACAGAGAAGCCCGUGAAGAAGGCCAUGGAGAGGUUCAGGAAGCAGCUUGCAGAGAUAAGCCUCUCCAUCAAGACCAGGAACGAAGGGAAGAAGCUGCCUUACUACAACAUGUCUCCUGACAAAAUCCCAAACAGUGUCGCCGUUUGAGGAAUAAAAUAAUGUCUCAACUUGAUAUUUUGGCAAAAGCACAUUGAAGUUCUGAUAUUACUGAGCAGUCCAUGAAUGCGUUUAGAAACCUUUGUGUGACCCGAGUGAGGGAUUUGAUACUUCUUUAUGUUUAAAUGCAUAAUGUGCUGACAUAAAAAGUCAAUUGAAAACCUCAAGUUUGCUGAUAAACUGUUUUUUGUCACUUAUUUGGGUGAA